This is a messenger RNA of Danaus chrysippus (African queen), 1374 nucleotides long. The record is from the annotation of a GenBank genome assembly. Lineage: Eukaryota; Metazoa; Arthropoda; Insecta; Lepidoptera; Nymphalidae.
AUGAAUAAGACACGACAAGGACGUAUGAAUCAGUUAGGCGGAGUGUUCAUUAACGGACGUCCUCUGCCGAAUCACAUCCGUUUAAAAAUCGUGGAGAUGGCAGCGGCUGGCGUACGGCCUUGUGUCAUCUCAAGACAGUUGAGGGUCUCUCACGGCUGUGUCUCUAAAAUACUCAAUAGAUACCAGGAAACUGGAUCUAUUCGCCCUGGUGUGAUAGGGGGAUCGAAGCCGAGAGUAGCGACGCCCGAAGUUGAAAACAGGAUCGAAGAAUUGAAGAGACAAAACCCAGGUAUAUUUUCCUGGGAAAUUAGAGAUAAAUUAAUAAAAGAAGGCAUAUGUGAUAAAAACACCGCGCCAUCAGUAAGUUCGAUUUCGCGACUCAUAAGAGGAGGCAAAAGGGACGAAUCAGAUCCUAGAAGGAACCACAGUAUAGAUGGUAUUCUUGGACCAUCGUCAUCGUGUGAGGAUUCUGAUACGGAGUCUGAGCCUGGUAUAACGUUAAAAAGAAAACAACGAAGAUCUAGAACAACCUUUUCUGGAGAUCAACUUGAAGCUCUCGAGCGAGCUUUCACUCGAACCCAAUACCCGGACGUUUACACUCGUGAAGAAUUAGCUCAAAAGACGAAGUUGACUGAAGCACGUGUUCAGGUAUGGUUCUCAAACCGAAGAGCACGUCUUCGCAAACAACUGAACUCACAACAAUUGAGUGCUUUCAAUACAAUGUCUUUACAAUCUGCAUUUCCCUCCGUUCAUCAACAAUACGAACCACCAACAACAUUUAACGCACAAUGUGCGUCUUGGCAACAAUCAUAUUCUGCUUUGGGUAGCAGUUCUGUUCUGAAUUCUGCUUUAGCACCUUCUUUACAUCAGUCUUCAUUAUCAGCUCCUUCUGUUUGUCAAUCAGCUCUUACAGCACCAUCCCUCCAUCCUCCCACAUCGAGUUCAUAUUCAUCAGGAAACUUGACGCCAUUGUCUCAUUCGUCUGAACUUCCAACACCUAUACAAGCACCUACUGAUGCUACACCACCAAGUUCAAGCCCAAUCACUUCCAGCCCAGCUGGAAAUCAAAGCGGCGGCAUUACUUACCAACAUCCAACUUACACCAAUAGUAGUGAUGUAGUUUCACACCCAUAUGGCUACGGUGACUACGCAAAACAAGAACAUAUGUCAGCACAUAAUCACUGGACUUCAAGACAACUGAGUGGACAUUCACAAAAUAAACUAGCAGAAGUCAGCGCUUGGCCAGAAAAUUAUAGUUCAUUCUUUGGCGCGAAUACUCACUAUGCAUCGCACGCGCAUUCACCUAGUGAAGCCAAAUCUGGUUAUCCGUAUAUAGGACAGCUUGGUGGAAUGGAUAUGGGGAGAGUACAUUGA